Messenger RNA from Crotalus tigris (Tiger rattlesnake), 2554 nucleotides. RefSeq names its product complement factor H-like. Bases 132 to 1712 code for a protein of 526 amino acids. The record is from RefSeq and is a predicted model, not a curated record. The transcript has 10 exons. NCBI's taxonomy places the organism in Eukaryota, Metazoa, Chordata, Lepidosauria, Squamata, Viperidae.
CCCAAGUUCCCUAACGAAAAACAAACCAACAAGCAAAAAGGAGGAAGGGAUGGUGGUAGCUCGGAGAAAUCAGCAGAAAUAGUCAAACUCUUGAGCUGAAUUUUAGUGGUUGGGACAUUACCUGAAGAGCUAUGAAGGGCUGGCUGCUCCUGGCUACUGCUUUUUUUCUCUGGCCAGGCUGCUCUUCUCAAAAUGAAUGUGAAGAGCCAGAUGAGAUUGACUUUGGAGAAAUUGUGAGCACUGAGAAAGCCAAGUAUCUGGAAAAUGACCGAGUGCAGUACAGGUGCAACCCUGUUUAUAUCUUGGAAGGACCUGAAUGGAUUCAGUGUAAAGCACAAGAAUGGACACCUCAUCCACCAAAAUGCUUGGCACCCUGCAGUAUCACAAGACAACAGCUAGCAGCAAAAAAGUUGUUUGUGUUUGGGAAUCAAAGAAAAGCUCGGCUUAUUCAAAGUAAUCACAGCCUGCAAUUUCAGUGCAGUGAAGGAUAUGUGCUUGUGGCUCCGUCAGUCAGAAUGUGUGUUGACGGUUACAUGGAGUUGCCAUUAUGUAUCUCUGAAAGAGGUGGAAACUGCAGUGGUCCACCCAGGAUAGAAAACGGAGACAUUACUACUUUAUCUGAGAAGCAGUACAGGUCUGGCUCUUCAGUAGAAUUCAGAUGCCAAAGGUAUUAUGCCAUGGAAGGCCAGAACAGAUCUUUUUGUGCCAAUGGGACCUGGACAAAAGCACCCAUUUGUCUUGAUCCCUGUGUGAUCUCCAGGACUGAACUGGAAAGGCAGAUGAUACAAGUUAAAGAUGGAAUGGAUGCACCUGAAAAUAUAUUUCUGCAACGUGAUCAUUCUAUUGAGCUGACUUGUAAAACAGGUUAUGUCCUAGCAGCAAAUUCUUCCCAAUCAGUUUUUGUACUCCAGUGUGAUGGGACAUCACCCGUGAUUCCUAAAUGCAAAGAAAUUACAUGUAACUCUCCAAGAAUAUUGAAUGGUUCUUUCCGACCUCAAAGAACUACAUACCAUGAUGGGGAUCUAAUUCGAAUUCAGUGUGACAGUGGAUUUAUUUUUGAACCAACCAAUGGAGAAAAGGUGGUUGAAUGUACAAAGAAUGGAUGGUCACCUUCACCGAAAUGUGUCAAAAAGGUCUGUGACUAUAUCCGCAUAGAAAAUGGAAGAAUGACAGAUUAUUUGGAACAGUACAAACCAUUUCCAAUACGGCAUCAACAAACAAUUCAGUUUCUUUGCUCUCCUGGUUUUCUGCCUGCAAACAAACAGAAUAGAUGGCAAACAGCUACAUGCAUUGAUUCCCGCUAUGUCCCAGAACCAAAGUGUUUCAAAUCAUGUGAUCCUUCUCUAUAUAUUUCUUAUGGUGGCUUCAUUUAUAAUUACUGGAAAUUGUACAUAGAAGGUAACAACAUUACAUUUACUUGUAAUAAGGGAUAUUCUCCUGCAAACCAGCAGUCAACAGUCACUUGCACAAAGAGGGGAUGGUCACCUCCUCCAAGAUGUAUCGUAACAGUUCCUUGUACAGCAAGUGUAGAAGAUAUGAGAGAACACAAUAUAAGGCUGAAGUGGACCAAUGGGGAUAAAAUAUAUUUCGCAGAUGGAAAUAUCGUUGAAUUUCAAUGUAUAAGAGGCCAUAAACCACGUCCAAAUACUAGAUCAUUUAGAGUUCAGUGUGUGGAUGGGAAAUUUGACCUUCCGGAUUGCAUUCCAAGCUAACUAAAGGAACAACAGAAAUGUACAGCAUUCUUUGAACCAGAAAAUGAAUGUCAGAAAUCAUUUAUCAUUCUCCCAAAAUAUGACCACAUGAAACUGUAUUGUCUAUAGCUAUCAACAAUGGAUCUGAACAUAAAAGUCUACUUUGUAAGAACCAAAUUUUACCAAGUGGGAAAAAAUUAAACAUUUCAAAAAAGGCAGAUAAAAUAUUAUAAUGCAACAUAAACACGUUUUUUUAAAAAUACAUUUAGAGUGAGGAAUGUACAUUUUUUCUCUAUAUAUUUUAUCUGUAAACAUUUGAUUAAUCUGAAUUAUCAGUCAGCAGGCCAUCUGAACACAAUAAAAUAGAUAAUUGUAAUUAAUAUUUGUUAACAUAUAGAUGUGCUGAGUUUUAAAAAAAAUAAAAAUUAAAAAUGUGUUUUUUUCAGCAAACAGUUUGUAAUAUAUUUUGUAAAGAGACAGAAGUAUACAAUAAACUCUCUAAUUCACAGUCCAAUCCAAGAUCCAGAAGCAGUCUGGUCGUCCUCUCAUUGCUCUGCAGGUAGCCUAAUAUACUUUGAUGCUCAGAAUCAGAGGGAGGUUCAAUCACCCAAAUGGAUUUCUGCUACUCUAAUGUGUAACUUGGGUAAAUCACAAACAGGUACAAGGUUUUGUUUUUCUUUUCUUCUUUGUUUUCUUUUCCUUUUUCUUUUUGACUGUAUGAAAUUGUAUAAUUAUUUAUAAACAAUUAAAAUUAAGCUAGAUCUUAGAAAAGGACUCACUGGAGAAGGGCCUAAUGCUGGGAAAGAUUGAGGGCAAUAGAAGAAGAGGAUGACAGAGAAUGAGAUGGCUGGAUGGAGUCACUG